UUUUAAAGAAAGCACGCCCGACCGCUUGCCGAACGUACCGCAGAGUAGUAGAACGACGGAGUACUGAGGACAAGUCAACCAACAGAAGAACCCAACUUUACGUCUGACAGGUGACAGAGGAUGUCCAGAGCUGACUGGUCCUUCCUGGAGCACCUGUUGGAGGAGGGGCAGGAGUAUAGCACCGGGGUGGGCCGUGUCUGGCUCACUGUCCUCUUCCUGUUCCGCAUGUUGGUCCUGGGCACCGCCGCAGAGUCCGCCUGGGACGACGAACAGGACGACUUCGUCUGUAACACCAAGCAACCUGGAUGUACCGCCGUGUGUUACGACAAAGCUUUCCCCAUAUCACAUUACCGCUAUUUUGUGCUCCAGGUGAUUUUUGUUUCCACGCCGACUAUUUUUUACUUCGGAUAUGUGGCCAUGAGGGCUGCAAAGGAGAAAAAAAAGGAGGAAGAUGAGGAGGAGAGGACGGAGGAGGGUGGGGGUGGUGAGGGACGAGAGAGGGGAGGAGUAAAGAAGAGUGGAGAGAAGAAGAGGGAGGUGAGAAAGGGGGAUGAGAUAGAAGAACUAGAGGAGGAGAAAGGAGGGAGGAAGGAGGUGAAAGCUCUCCCAGAGCCUCCUAAGCUGAAGGGCCGUCUCCUCUGUGCCUACGCCGCCAGCAUCCUCCUCAAGGUCCUCCUGGAGGUCGGCUUCAUCGUGGGGCUAUGGUACCUCUACGGCUUCGUGAUCCCGGCCCGGUUCAAGUGCGUCCGGGACCCCUGUCCUCACACGGUGGACUGCUUCGUCUCCAGACCCACAGAGAAGACCAUCUUCACCAUCUACACCCAGGCCAUCGCUGGAGUCUCUCUCCUUCUCAACAUAGCCGAGCUCCUCCACCUCCUCCAGCUGGCCGUCACCCACCACCUAGAAAAACGCUAUGCCCAGGAGCAGUACACCUUUCCUGGUAUAGCCGGGGUUCGAAUCCGGCCUGGGGCUUCAGGGUUGGAGAUGGAGAUGCAGCAAGCUUACCAGGAGAAGAGCCAUCUGUAUUUAGCCAUGGGGGAGGCCGGCUACUCCAAGCCCAGUGAGAGUUAUCUGGACCUGGGGGAGGCCGGCUACGCCAAGCCCAGUGAGAGUUAUGUGGACCUGGGGGCGGCCAGCUACGCCAAGCCCAGUGAGAGUUAUGUGGACCUGGGGGCGGCCAGCUACGCCAAGCCCAGUGAGAGUUAUCUGGACCUGGGGUCCAGAACAGGGAUGGACCCUGCUGGUGACAUUCUCCCCAGUUAUUUGAACUGUAUGGGGGCGAUAAGGACUACACACUCUUCCGGGAGAGCUCACCCUAAGAAAUACAACACACAACACACACACAGUAAGGGUGCCCAGAAGGGACACAGUAAAAAACACACUAAGCAUUAUGUAUGAGGAAACCAGAGAGGUUUGGUUCUGUGAAUAGGAGUAAGCCAUGUGUCCACUACAGACUGAUUACAGGCACCUUCGGGGGGUUGGAAUGCACAAGAAUAAGGAAACACUUUACUUGACACCCUGCGUCAUAACACUGUCAUAACCAUGUCAUUAUGUGUCAUAACAGCUGACAUAUCU
Messenger RNA from Salvelinus namaycush (lake trout), 1575 nucleotides. RefSeq names its product gap junction alpha-6 protein-like. The coding region runs from base 121 to 1398 and encodes 425 amino acids. NCBI's taxonomy places the organism in Eukaryota, Metazoa, Chordata, Actinopteri, Salmoniformes, Salmonidae. Gene Ontology annotation, biological process: cell communication. The record is from RefSeq and is a predicted model, not a curated record. Gene Ontology annotation, cellular component: connexin complex. The transcript has 2 exons.